Sardina pilchardus (European sardine) is the source of this 5115-nucleotide messenger RNA. RefSeq names its product electrogenic sodium bicarbonate cotransporter 1-like. Lineage: Eukaryota; Metazoa; Chordata; Actinopteri; Clupeiformes; Clupeidae. Gene Ontology annotation, cellular component: plasma membrane; basolateral plasma membrane. The record is from RefSeq and is a predicted model, not a curated record. The transcript is spliced from 26 exons. Gene Ontology annotation, molecular function: sodium:bicarbonate symporter activity; monoatomic anion transmembrane transporter activity; solute:inorganic anion antiporter activity. Gene Ontology annotation, biological process: monoatomic anion transport; regulation of intracellular pH; bicarbonate transport. The coding region runs from base 422 to 3649 and encodes 1075 amino acids.
GGGAGGGAUGGUACGUUCUUUAAAUAUGGAAAAGACAAGCUGAACAUAGGCAGCAGUCCUGUGCGCUCCAAGAGUGGCACAGUACGUAGAACGCAACGUGGGAGAUCAGUUCGUACUCGCUGUUAGAGAUCUGCUGCGUUAUGAGAGCCAGAGAAGUUCAUUUUGGUGUAGUUAAUAGUAUCUUUGAAAUAACUCUAAUACCAAAUAGAUAGUUUCCACUAAGCUCCAUCACUGCAGUAUAAUCUAAUUUCUGUUAGUGUGUUGUAGCAUUGUAGUAGGCCUAAUUAACGCAUUGCAUUGAUUGGAAGUUAUCAAGGAAAGAUCUGCUCCAAAUCUUGAAGUGUCACUGAGCAGACAAAUCGGACUCUGUUGAGCUUCUGCCUCUCGACAGAAAGGAGGACGAGCCUGAAACGUGGACAAUAUGAGCGCUGACAAGAGCAAGGUGGAGGACGAAGCUGUGGUGGACAGGGGAGCCUCCUACGUCAAGCAUGUCUGUGAUGAAGAGGAGGUGGAAGGUCACCACACUGUGUAUAUUGGCAUUCAUGUGCCCAAGAGUUAUCGCCGGCGACGACGUCACCGGAGACGGUCCAAUCACAAGGAAAAGCGCGAGAAGGUGACGGAAGGCGUGAGUGACAAAUCAGAUGCAGAGAACACAGACGAGACCGCCCCCUGCAUCCUUAAACCACUCAUUUCGCCGGCCGAGCGCAUCCGCUUCAUGCUGGGGGAGGAGGACAGUGGCCCCCCGCCUCCGCAGCUCUUCACCGAGCUGGACGAGCUGCUGGCCGUGGACGGCCAGGAGAUGGAGUGGAAGGAGACGGCUAGGUGGAUCAAGUUUGAGGAGAAGGUGGAGAAAGGCGGUGAGCGCUGGAGCAAGCCGCAUGUGGCCACCCUGUCCCUGCACAGUCUGUUUGAGCUCAAGACCUGCAUACAGAAGGGCACCAUCAUGCUGGACCUGGAGGCUGGCUCCCUGCCGCAGGUGGUUGAGAUGAUAACCGAGAGCCAGAUAGAAGCCGGCCUCCUGAAACCCGAUCUGAAGGAGAAAGUCGUGUACACGCUGCUGCGAAAGCACCGGCACCAGACCAAGAAGUCCAACCUGCGGUCCCUGGCGGACAUCGGCAAAACUGUGUCCAGUGCAAGUAGGCUGUUUUCCAACCAGGAGAACGGUAGCCCAACCACUGCACACCGUAACCUCACCUCGAGCAGCCUAAAUGACCUGUCAGACAAGCCAGAGAAAGACCAACUGCAGAAUAAGUUCAUGAAGAAGCUUCCACGUGAUGCCGAGGCCUCCAACGUUCUGGUGGGAGAGGUGGACUUUCUGGACGCUCCCUUUGUAGCAUUUGUGCGCCUGCAGCAGGCCGUCAUGCUGGGAGCUCUGACUGAGGUUCCUGUUCCUACCCGCUUCCUGUUUAUUCUCCUUGGACCAAAGGGCAAAGCCAAAUCCUACCAUGAGAUUGGGAGGGCUAUUGCCACUCUUAUGUCUGAUGAGGUCUUCCAUGAUGUGGCCUACAAGGCCAAGGACCGGCAGGAUCUGCUGGCCGGCAUAGAGGAGUUUCUGGACGAAGUCAUUGUCCUGCCCCCUGGAGAGUGGGACCCUGAUAUCCGGAUAGAGCCUCCCAAAUCACUGCCCUCUGCUGACAAACGGAAGAACAUCCUGGCUGGAGGAGAGGGGCUCCAGAUGAAUGGGGACACGCCUCACGAUGGAGGGGGCGGAGGAGGAGGUGGUCAUCAAGUCGGAGAUGAGCUCAUCCGGACAGGAAAGUUUUGUGGUGGCCUAGUCUUGGAUGUCAAGAGAAAGCUGCCAUUUUUUGCCAGUGAUUUCUACGAUGCACUUCACAUCCAGGCGUUGUCGGCCAUCUUGUUCAUUUACCUUGGCACAGUGACCAAUGCCAUCACGUUUGGGGGACUGCUGGGCGACGCCACGAACAACAUGCAGGGUGUGUUGGAGAGUUUCCUUGGCACGGCGUUGUCGGGUGCCAUGUUCUGCCUGCUGGCUGGCCAGCCUCUCACCAUCCUCAGCAGCACGGGGCCAGUCCUCGUCUUUGAGCGCCUGCUGUACAACUUCAGCGUCGACCACAGCUUCGACUACCUGCAGUUCCGUCUGUGGAUCGGCCUGUGGUCCGCCUUCCUGACCCUGGUCCUCGUCGCCACGGACGCCAGCUUCUUGGUGCAGUACUUCACCCGCUUCACGGAGGAAGGCUUCUCGGCGCUCAUCAGCUUCAUCUUCAUCUACGACGCCUUCAAGAAGAUGCUGAAGCUGGCGCACCACCACCCCAUCGCCUCGGACUUCGACAUGAACCUGGUCACUCAGUACUACUGCCACUGUGCCCCAGCUGAUGGAAACAGUACAGGAUUACAGAAUGAAGUCCUGGAUCCAUUGGUGGUGAACAGCACUGAUCAGCAACAUCUCAAUACCACGUGGGCGUCCCUGACCAAGAGCGAGUGCGCGCGCUAUGGAGGUCAGCUGAUGGGGCCGGCCUGUGGCUAUGUCCCUGACAUCACCCUCAUGUCCUUUAUCUUGUUCCUGGGCACCUACGCCUGCUCCAUGGGCCUGAAGAAGUUCAAGACCAGCAGGUUCUUCCCCACUAUGGUGCGUAAGCUGAUCAGUGAUUUCGCCAUCAUUCUGGCCAUUCUCAUCUUCUGUGGAGUCGAUGCCCUGGUCGGAGUGGACACCCCCAAACUCCUCGUGCCAAGCCAAUUCAAGCCGACGAACCCUGAUCGGGGCUGGUUCGUGUCCCCCUUCGGGAAGAACCCCUGGUGGGUUUACCUGGCGGCCAGCCUCCCUGCACUGCUGGUCACCAUCCUGGUGUUUAUGGACCAGCAGAUCACAGCCGUCAUCGUCAACAGAAAGGAGCACAAGCUUAAGAAAGGUGCAGGGUAUCACUUGGACCUGUUCUUGGUGGCUAUUCUCAUGGUGAUUUGCUCCUUCAUGGGGUUGCCGUGGUAUGUGGCAGCCACGGUCAUCUCCAUCGCCCAUAUCGACUCACUGAAGAUGGAGACGGAGACCUCUGCCCCUGGAGAGGCUCCCAAAUUCCUGGGUGUCAGGGAGCAGCGAAUGACUGGCAUCAUUGUCUUCAUUCUGACUGGACUCUCCGUGUUCAUGGCCCCAAUCCUAAAGUUCAUCCCCAUGCCUGUGCUCUAUGGAGUUUUCCUCUAUAUGGGAGUUGCAUCGCUGAAUGGUGUUCAGUUUAUGGACCGUCUGCAGCUGCUUUUAAUGCCAGCGAAGCAUCAGCCGGAUCUGAUCUACCUGCGCCAUGUUCCCCUGAGACGCAUCCACCUGUUCACCUUCAUUCAAGUGCUCUGCCUGGCCCUGCUGUGGGUGCUCAAGUCCACCGUGGCGGCUAUCAUAUUCCCCGUCAUGAUUUUGGCACUGGUGGCAGUGAGGAAGGCCAUGGACUAUCUCUUCUCCCAGCAUGACCUCAGCUACCUAGACGACGUCAUGCCUGAGAAAGACAAGAAGAAGAAGGAGGACGAGAAGAAAAAGAAGAAAAAGAAGGGAAGCAUCGACAGCAUGAUGAACGACUCUGACUGCCAUCUCCAUGACAACAUACCAAGUAUUAAAAUCUCCAUGGAUAUGAUGGAGCAGGAGGCCAUGUUGGGCGACGAGGCCUCAGACAGAAAUAAAUCCAACACUCUCCUCUCUCCCUAUUGACGGGAUGCACUUUUUCCAACCCAAACCCAAGUUCAGUAAGCUUGGAAACCCCUUCAAGAACUCUGUGCCUCAGAUUAGGAUAGACCUGGAGCCAGAAGAGGAGCGCUAUUUCUGGAAAGCUCCAUCCUCAGAAACGUCUCUCUGAAGCCACAUGCUGUCCUGCCAGACUUAUCUCACCCAACCCCACUGAAGCACUCUCUAAAAGCAAUGCUCUUACCUAGUCUUUAGUCGUUUUAGUAUUGAGUUAGUGGAAUGCUGUAUGGCAGUGGUGAGAGAAGGAAGAUGUAAUCAUUUUGAAGCUUUAAUUCUGAAAGCAGCACCUCUCCUUGACACUAUGCAGAACAAAUGGAAAGGUAUUGGGGUGUGUAGCUCUGGAAAAUCACUGUAGCAAAGGUAUUUGUGGCAUUGCAAAUGCUUAUGUGCACAUAGUACUGUAUGACUUUUAGGAUUUUUUUAAUUCAUUUUUGAUUGCUUUACCAAACCAACUUAUCCAUAUAGUGAAGGAGUGCAAAUCUGUUCUGAGGUCAGUAUUGGUCACAAACACCAUGAUGUAUAUGUAAGGUUAAUUCAGCUCACUGUAAAAUGUCUUCAUUUUUCCCUUUCUUAUUUAUUUAAUUCUUUACUAUGCAAAUUAUUCCUUUUGUGGAGCCAAAGUGGUUUGUGAGAAACAGGUCUACUGUUUGUAUGUAUACAUUUUAUUGGAACUUUUCCUGUGUUUGAAGACACAGCCCUGGUGUUUCCUGUAGUGGGAAGUGUACGCGUUUUUUGUAGCUCUACCUCUUGUAAUCUUGACUUUUAGGUGCCAGCCAUUCAAAGUCUGAGGACAAACAUUUAUUUAUGCAACCAUGUAUGCAUAUUAAAUUGAUAUGAUCUGGGUUUUUCUUGAUUUUUUUUUUUUUUUUUAAACAUUGGCUCAGUACUGGAUAUUUCUUUUUUUAAGAUUCUCUGUAAGACUUCAAGCAUGUAAUAAACUAAGAGAUUAUUUGUAUAGAAAAACACUAUGUGACUCUGAAGUAUCAUAUAUUGUUGAAACAUCAAGACCUGAUUUGUUUUGUCUACUUACUUUGGAGUUGUUGAUUACUUUCAUUUUAUUAUUGUCUGUGGGGAUUUUUAAUGUAUUAUUUUUUAAGAAGUGAUUUAGAUACAGUAUUGUCUUUUUUACUUGCAUAACUAAUUGACUAUUGACUGCGAGGUUGUAAAGCACAGAGGAGGUUGUUGGUAUGUUAUUUGCUGCAAGUACAAAUGUGGUGUAGGUAAAAGGAAUGUAAUCCUCAGCAACAGGUGGCAAUCACUGAUGAGCAUACACAUUACUAUGUAGCUCUAUGAGGCUCUUCAGUCCAGCUGAUUCAGUCGCAUUGGACAGGUCUCUACAAUCUUCAUAUACCCUGUGACCCACAUUUACACACGGUGAUGUCAACCAUAUAGGAUACAGUGGCUAUAGUAAGUAUUCACACCCAUGCUAAAGU